AUGGGAAACAUAAUCUCUUCGCCCAUGCAUAAGUUGCCCCGUGGCGAGAGUGACGACGGACCCCCGGCAAAGCGCCGUCGCAUCUCAUCCCCCGACUCAUUCGAUCUUGAUCACCUUGUCGCAUCACCACGCUUGUCUGAGUCUGGCUCAAUGCUACGCAUCGGCCUGAUCAAGCUUCUCCAUAAAGACUCAAAAAAGGUCAAGUCGUUGCAAGGGAACACUGUGCCUCGCGAUGUGCUGCUCACCACCAAGGCGAGAUGCAAAGUCUCCAUGUUUGACAUGAGCUCGCAUCCACCACAAGUUCUGUAUUGCCAGAGUCAACUAUGCGACCUGAUAACAUUUAAGAAUCCCGCUGGCCCCUAUCCCAUCGCCCGCGUUGACUUGCCCCAACCCUUCUUGAUCCCUCGAGAGAGCAUUCUAAUUAAUCGCCCCGACGACGGAACCUUUGAUCUGUCGGAUUCGUACCACUUGGUCAUAGAGCUGGAGGCUGCCGAUGCCACUCGUUGGCCGCCCCUAGACGAGCAAGACUUUGGCGUGCCUCCGCAAUCUCUCUACCCGAUAAGGGGGACAACUCGGCACUGGGUCAUGUCUAGCAGGUUCGAUAGCGUCUUUGGGAAGUUGAGAAGCCCCUUGAGCCUCUCGGCAAGGCACCCCUCGGACCAGUCCAGUUACCCAACCAACUAUCUCAUGAGCGUUGACCUUCGAUGGAGGUCGGGAUUGACAGCCUUGAGACCACUUGAACCAGGGUCCAUGCCCUGCAUUACGGCAAUCGAUCCAGACGUCGACGUGUUGAGUGACAAUGCAAUGGGCCAUCCUGGAAAGUGCCCGACAAAUGGCAUGAAUGGCCAUGCUAAUGGUGCAUCGCCGCACGACCAAGACGAUGAGUUUGCCGGUGACCAGACGCCAUCUCGCUCAUUGCGGGCUCGAGAAAAGAACAAGAUAUACAACCUGAAAGUGCUCAGUGAUCAAGCGAUUGGACGAGAGAAGAAGCAGCGUGGCCGGGAUUCGAAUGCAGAGGCGAAUGAAGGCCGCGUGCAAUACGUCUUGCCGAGCGACCAGCCCAUAUCCUUGGACUAUCACUGUUGUAUAACCUGCGGCGCGUACCACGAAUCUAUGGACCAACUGCAGCUGCACCUGCAAACAUCUCAUCCGUCGUACGUCUUUGAGCUCGAAACCACAAGCCAUGGCCCGCUGUUUCGAGUUGCCGCCCUCAGAGAGCCGACGCUGUCUCCUCGGAAAGCUCUUCAACUUGGGCGACCAGCGAAGCCCUUCAGCCUCCAAACCUUCAUAUCUGGAGAUCAGAACUGGGCUACAUCACGAUUCGGGCCUGACGGCGAUGAAGUUUUCAAGUCCCCGACGAAGACUUUCCUUGACCGAGUUCAGUCUGGAUCCCCAGUCGCAAAGCUAUCGAAGCCACCGUUGCGUCGACCGGUCAAGGCACCGAGCGUGAGCAAGGUCCUGGUUCCCAGCAUUCCACAACCUCUAUUCCAUCCCAUAAGCAAAGCAAGGCUGAAGGCCGGGCAGGAAGUCCCUCAGAAUACCCCCGAUAAUACAUGGUUAAUACAAAAGCACCGAGAAAGCAUAGCUGACUUUUCUGAUGUAACUGCGGCAGAGAAGGAAUAUAUAUGGGAGUGGGACGGCUAUAUUUUGCAGCAAAAUAUCACUUCGGCUGCGUACUUCUCCCGUGCCUGGAUGAACUUUGUCGAAGAGAAAGCGAGUUGGCUUGCAGGCGCGCAGCACCGAAUGCUCGAGUUUGGAAAGCACUCGAGUGUCUUAUUGGCGCGAGAUGUUCUAGAUGAUGAAGACAUGCAGCAGGCGUUCAGGUACAUUAAUGAGGCGAGAACCAAAUCUACAAAGGGUCAAAGUCUGCCUGGUGACACACUGGCUGCUGAUGGCCGGGCAAAAGACAUGGCCAGCACCAAGCAAUCUCCAAAAGUCUCCCAAAUCCGCAAAGGCGCCAAUGGUUGCACCAUUUGCCAGCUUCCCGUUAUUGGCCCGCGGCUACUACUGUGCUCUAAUACCACAUGCUUGAAACGAUUAUACCAUGCCGACUGCACCAAGGGCGAUGCAGUCAUGCCAGUAACGAGACCAGGGUGGCUUUGCAACGUUUGCAGCGAAGGCAGAAAAGGUUCCGACUAG
Metarhizium album ARSEF 1941 is the source of this 2139-nucleotide messenger RNA. RefSeq names its product Polycomb protein, VEFS-Box. The coding region runs from base 1 to 2139 and encodes 712 amino acids. The record is from RefSeq and is a predicted model, not a curated record. The transcript has 2 exons. NCBI's taxonomy places the organism in Eukaryota, Fungi, Ascomycota, Sordariomycetes, Hypocreales, Clavicipitaceae.